UGCAUUUUGUAAACUUCCAUUUCUGAAAUUUGGCGGCAGAUCUCUGUCAAGAAAUGGACAAAAACAGCCCGCUAUACCCUUAGAAUUCAUGGCCUUUUGAAGGCUAUUGAGAGUUUACAACGCUGAAAUACGUCUCAAAGAUGGCAUCUGUUGUUUCAGUCCAAGAAACCGUGGAUAAAUUGAAUGCCAGUCUACCAAUAUGUAUCACGGCGGCUGAGGUCGAAAAUAACCCAGAAUUUACCAAACUACUGUUUGCUCUAAGUCGCACACUGACAGAAGAUGGCUUGAGUCGAACAACACACUCUGAACUCACUGAGACUAAAGAUUCUUUGCUGAAACAGAAGGAAAAGUACCUAGAGGCACAUACAGUUUAUUCUGAGCUUAAGUCUCUGAUCAUGGAGCAAAACAUUAGCAAAAAUGAGAACGUUCCUUCGCCAUCCACUGCUGCGUUGUAUGAUGCUCUCAGUUCAGCCAUAUCAAAUGCUGAGGCCGUGCAUUACCUGUCAUUUACACCGGAAGGGUCAGAUGAGAUAACUUUGCUAGGUCUCAAGCAGGAGGACUUGGUGCAAAAUGAUUCACACAAGAUAAAAAUACAACAGUCUUUUCAACAGAACAUCAUCCCAGAACUAGAGUCCAGAUUGAGAGCUAAGUGUGAAUUGCUGGUCAACUUCCAUGAGCCAAGUAAAGAUUAUGAGAGUGAAGGAUUAUCAUUUGCAAAAGCUGGUCAACUUCCAGCCAUCUUGCAAAAAGAAAAGUCCUUGCUUCAAGAAGAGCGAAAGAGACUUGGCCAGGACCGACUGAUGCGAGACAGACAGUUCAGGCAAUACUACCAGACACUCCUACAGUCCCUGGAAUCACUGGAAAAGCUUAUAACCAAACACAGGCUCCAGUCCCAGGUCCGCUAUGAUAAGGUUACAACUGAUUGGCUGGCUGCAAAGUGUGAGGCGAUGUGUCUGAAAAUAAGGGUUUUACAGAACCAGUUAAUUCGUGACACUUACACACCAGAGACAGUAGCAGCCCUGAAAAAAAUAAGGGGUCUUUUAGAAGUGGCAAAAGAGGAAGAGGAGCGCGAGCUCCAGAGGGCUAGGGAAGCACUCCAGGCGUACGAGUCCGUGGGGAUGGGAUUUGAGGCACUUGUCCGAGAAUACAGUGCAUUAAUGAUCGAGAUCGAUAACAAGAAAUGGGCGCUGAGUGAACUACGGCAAAGCCAGGAUGGGAUGGAUAGCUUGUGGUCACACCGAUGAUACAAUUAUGAUAGAUAACAGAAUAGAUGAAAAUGACAGAGGGAAUAGAGGAAAUGACAUGGCAAUGCAGUCAUAUCGUACAUCUUUGUUAUAUAAUCUAACGAUAUACAGUAUUUGUAGUAUUGGUAAAUUUGUACCACAAGUAA
Molecule: messenger RNA, 1390 nt
Organism: Nematostella vectensis (starlet sea anemone)
Lineage: Eukaryota; Metazoa; Cnidaria; Anthozoa; Actiniaria; Edwardsiidae
Product: HAUS augmin-like complex subunit 4
Exons: 9
Coding region: 141-1244 (367 amino acids)
Biological process (GO): centrosome cycle; spindle assembly
Cellular component (GO): HAUS complex
Molecular function (GO): microtubule minus-end binding
Source: RefSeq, a predicted model, not a curated record